This is a messenger RNA of Octopus sinensis (East Asian common octopus), 1130 nucleotides long. Its product is annotated as cyclin-B2-1-like. Bases 51 to 1130 code for a protein of 359 amino acids. Gene Ontology annotation, molecular function: cyclin-dependent protein serine/threonine kinase regulator activity. Lineage: Eukaryota; Metazoa; Mollusca; Cephalopoda; Octopoda; Octopodidae. Gene Ontology annotation, biological process: mitotic cell cycle phase transition; regulation of cyclin-dependent protein serine/threonine kinase activity. The transcript is spliced from 5 exons. The record is from RefSeq and is a predicted model, not a curated record. Gene Ontology annotation, cellular component: centrosome; cyclin-dependent protein kinase holoenzyme complex; cytoplasm.
UUGUUUGGAACUUAAUUUUUAUGUUUUGCUCGAAAUAAAACAAGAAACUAAUGGGCAACAAACGAAAGCGAGAUAAAUUAACAGAAGAAGAGACCUGUCAGAGUAAAAGAUGCAACACACGCUCGCCUUCGACUGUUCGUGAGUCAAAAGAAAAUUCAGUUGAUGUAAAUCGCAAAAUAAUCCGACAUUAUCCUGAUUAUAAGAACGUUCACAUUUUCCAUGCGAACUUGAUUUCAGAGUUCGCUUCAAAACCUGUUUAUUCAGAACCUGAGCCAUGUGCUACACCUGUGCGUCAAACACAGACUGAACCAUCUAAAACACUUCGAUGUUCCAAAAGACUGAUGCGUUUGUGUUCCCAAGAGACUUACUUUGACCUCGGUGAAAUAGAUACGUACAGAGACGAUACAUUUUGUUACAAACUAUCAAUUGAAGAAGUUCAUCUACCUAUCCGUUGCCUUCAACAUCAAACUCAGAUGAAUGAAGUUCUGCGCCUUGCAUUAGUUAAAUGGAUCACAGAUGUUCACCACAGACUCUAUUUAUGUCAAGAGACUCUUUUCAAAACUGUCAACAUAAUUGACCGCUUUUUUUCUCUUGUGGACGUACAUACAGAAAGUUUGCAGAUGCUUGCACUUGCAUCUUUAUUGAUAGCUUCAAAAUACGAAGAAGUAAUCCCGCCAGGUAUCGAUGAACUACUUGAGGAAAUUAAUGUGAAGAAAAAUUAUCGCAUAUUAUUGAAAAAAUUUGAACGCUUCAUUUUGAAAGCUAUUUCUUUUAACCUUUCCCAUCCAACUUCACUAUACUUUCUGGAAUAUUAUGCUGAUGUUUGUAUUCGGAAUGCUGAUUUGAGUUGUAUAGAAGCUUUAAAAAAUUCCUUAGCUACAUGCCGCUUGGUACUAGAACUUUCUCUCCAAGAUUACCAAUUGUCACAGAUAAAACCAUCAUUAUUGAGCAUAUGCCUAUGGCUACAGAGCAUUUCCAAUUCGAAGGAAGUUUCUGGAUUCAUCUUACCAAAUGAACAUUACAGUUCAUCUGCUUUUAAUGACUGCUUCAAUAAAGUUAGAUGGUUAGUUUCGAGUCUUCGACGGCGUUAUCCUGAUUUAGAUACCAUAAGUAAAUGGUAUAAAUCUUAA